Messenger RNA from Pseudomyrmex gracilis, 2460 nucleotides. RefSeq lists its product as uncharacterized. Bases 908 to 2389 code for a protein of 493 amino acids. NCBI's taxonomy places the organism in Eukaryota, Metazoa, Arthropoda, Insecta, Hymenoptera, Formicidae. Gene Ontology annotation, biological process: regulation of transcription by RNA polymerase II. The record is from RefSeq and is a predicted model, not a curated record. The transcript has 9 exons. Gene Ontology annotation, molecular function: RNA polymerase II cis-regulatory region sequence-specific DNA binding; DNA-binding transcription factor activity, RNA polymerase II-specific. Gene Ontology annotation, cellular component: nucleus.
UUGGCCAUUAUCAGUAAUUAAAUCUCAACAAGGGAAGUUCCUAAUUAAAGAGACGAUCUCAGAUCAGCAUUGUUUGUGAUUUUUUGCAAUUAGAACAGAUUUCUUUGCUGCUUUCUCUGAUUGAGUUUUUAUUUGCAAUUGUUUGAAUAAGCAGAAUUUAUUGUAAUUACAAAAUUUAUAUUCUGCUCGUGUAAAAUAAUUUAGAUUUGUUUCCGUCGAUGAAUGCGAGCACACAACUUACGUUGCAACGAUAAGACUCGGCUUAUCCGAAUUUAAUGAGAAUGAAUCAGAAGCUAAUGUGUAGCGUGUUAUCUGGUCAUUUAAUCCUCUCAAGUGUGAUUGUCUCUUAUAUUAUUCAAUAUUUUAUGUAUUUCUUAUGUAUUUAUAUAUGUAUUUAGCAACAGCAACCGUUUCCCAUUUCAUUUUAUUUAAUUUCAAUUUGUUACGCUCUCUUUUAAAAAAAAAAAAAAGAGAUGAAGCCCCAGUUUGCUAGCACCGAUUAGUCAUCAGUUAGUAAUCGACCGAUUACUAGCGUCAACCAUGAUUGGUCAGGUCGGCAAAUGUCGUUGGAACACCGUGGAAUCCAACCCCAAGAUGAUUCCGAACGAUUCGACGCAAUAACCUAGGAAAACCUAGGAAAACUUCCUAAAAAAAAACAUAAGAUCUAAAAGCACGUUGAUAACAAACUUCUCUGUUUCCUGUUAACAUAAUGUUUUUUUUUUAUAAGCACAAUUCAAAUAAGAAUCUUGUGAUUUGCAGUAUCAAUCGUGAACAUCAUAACGCAACUUUAAUUUGCAUAUGAUUACAUCUUAAGGAGUUUUAUUGAUUUACUUGAGUUCUUAUGUAGCUACCAGAUACUGUUUUGUAUUAAAAGGAAUUUACACCAAAUAUAUUUUUAUCAUAUAAUAUGAGCACAUCUAUGAAAGAAAAAAACGAUACAAGCACUGAACAAGAAGUAGAGGACAGCCUAACAGACAGAGAUCUUAUUGAUAACCAUGAAAAGGAACAUCUAAAAAUUUUACCGUCCAAAAAUUCUCGAUUGAAGCCUCAAGUAAAAAGGCUGUCACAUCGCCUUAAACAAAAACGCAGGAUUAAUUAUAAUGAGAGUGACGAAAGUGAAAAUGAUCCCUUUGAGAAUCCAAAGGCGAGAGAUCUUUUAGAAAAAUUGGAAGAUAUUAAGGAACAAGAAAAAGUGCCAUUAAGUGUCAUAAGAAAACUAGAGGCAUUACAUGUAAAAUUAAUACACAAAGUACCACCACAACAUAAAAUAGAGCAAGGUACUGCAACUUAUGUGCCAACAAAACAAAAGACAAAAAAAUUUCAAAAAUAUGGACCACUUCGAAAAGGUAGAUAUUCAUCUGAAGAGGAUGAAAUUAUCAAAAAAAACUGGAAUACAUUUUGUGAGCUCCAUAAUUGGGACUCCACAAAUGUUAAACCUUUUCUUAAUUGGAAGCAUGAAAAAGAAUGUUAUAUAGAAUGUUACAUAAAAGACAUAAAAGAAAGACAAAAAUUUGUUCAGUUUUUAGCCAACGGAUUACCUUGGCGAACUCUCUACAGUGUUUAUCGCAGAUUCAAAAUAUUGUAUCGUAACAAACUUGUAAACGCUAGAUAUGGGAAAAAUGAAGAUGAAGUGAUUUUAUUGUACAUAAAAAAUAAACAGUUGGACGAGCGGGAUAAUAAAUACACUGAACUGGCAAAGUUAUUAAACCGAACAACACAGUCAAUUUCUAAACGUUAUCAAUAUCUGCAGAGGAUUAGAAAAUCAAAAGCUCCAUUGGUAAAAAGUGUAAAGUACAAAAGACCAAACAUUGAAAAGAAAACGUAUAUAAAAACUUUACUUGAUGUAACUUUAAGUGAAGAUAUAAGUGAUCUUAAAUUCGCUAUUUUACCUAAGUUAGUGUGGAAGGAAAUGGAAAAAAAACUGAACAUAGAUCACAAUGUCUUGAAAACAUUUUGGCAAUAUCAGCUGCAUAUACAGCUAUUCAGUACUCGUCCUAUCUAUUUAAGCGAUAUUAAGAUACAGUUGAUUGAGUAUAUUUAUGUAAAAGGAAUAUCGAAUGUUCGCGAAAUUUCAUGGUCCAAAGUUGCCUCACAUUUCGAUGGAGCAACUCCAGUAUUUCUUUGCAAAGUAUUCUAUUAUCUUGUUCAAGAAUGUCGCAAAGAUAUUGGUGAUAAGAAUUUUAUUGAUAUUAUGGAGUACUUGUACAAUACUAAAAUUGAUGAGAUCAAAAACGCUUCGUACGAUUUCUUCUUACCUAGAAUACUAUACAAAGAUGAUAAACUUGUUGUGCUAGACAAGGACAAUAAUAAUGCAACUAUAGCGGAUAUUGAUAAAUAUGAUGAAACUUAUUCUGAUAGUGAGGAUUCUGGUGACGAAAACAAUUUGUAACACAUUGUACAUAUUCACUCAUUUAUUUAAAAAAAAAAGAUCGAUGUAUAAUAGAUAUUAUUCGCAGCGAA